Cylicostephanus goldi is the source of this 311-nucleotide messenger RNA. The record is from the annotation of a GenBank genome assembly. NCBI's taxonomy places the organism in Eukaryota, Metazoa, Nematoda, Chromadorea, Rhabditida, Strongylidae.
AUGGCCACCUACAAAUGUUUACCAGAGGCUAGUGAUAAGAGAUUGCGGCCACCUAUAUCGUUUUCAAGAUUUGUUCUGUCAGAAAUAGAAUUUCUGCUUACAGUGAAUGAAUCCCUCCCUGAAAAAGAUCCAAUGGCAUGUAUCGUGUGUGGUGAUGUUGCUACUGGACGUCACUAUGGUGCUAUUGCUUGUAAUGGUUGUAAAGGGUUUUUUCGACGAACAAUUCGACGAGGCUAUAAAUACACUUGCCGAUUCAAAUCUGAAUGCUUUAUUGACAAACGUAAGUAUCUUGAUUUGAUUUCCUGUUAAUU